Biomphalaria glabrata is the source of this 481-nucleotide messenger RNA. Its product is annotated as procollagen C-endopeptidase enhancer 1-like. The transcript is spliced from 4 exons. NCBI's taxonomy places the organism in Eukaryota, Metazoa, Mollusca, Gastropoda, Planorbidae. The record is from RefSeq and is a predicted model, not a curated record. The coding region runs from base 29 to 481 and encodes 150 amino acids.
AUAUUAAUGUACAGAUAUUAAUACGAUAAUGAAUCGAUGGAAUCAGUGGACAAGGAUGUCCAUCUUCAUGGUCAUAACGUGCACAUCGCAUGCCUUUGCACAGUCUACUUCACCCACUUCAGGAUUAUGUGGUGGUAAACUAAGGGCUUCAAGCGGAACUAUAACAAGCCCUGGCUACCCUACAGCAGCAUAUAGCCAUAGUUUGACCUGUGCCUGGACUAUUGAAGCAACGCCAAAUCAAAUAAUAACAUUACGAGUGACGGAUCUUGCGCUAGAAUCCACGCAGAACUGCCUGUAUGACUUCCUCGACGUCUACAACGGUACCAGCAGCAACGCAACGAGAAUCCUUCACGUAUGCAACAGUGUAUCAACUAUAACAACGGUAACAAAAAGCAAAAUGUAUAUACUGUUCAGGUCUGACGAGUCAGUGUCCAGAAAAGGAUUUUCAGCUACUUACGAAAUAACCAACGCGGAAGAGUAG